AUGUGGCAAAGCUGCUUUUUGGUGCUUUUGGGCGCGGCGGUUGUGAACGCUCAGUUCCCCAGAGAGUGUGUGACACCCGAGGGACUCAGGAGUGGACAGUGCUGUCCGUCACCCUCUGGUCUGACCAACGACCCGUGUGGUUCCAUCACAGGGCGCGGACAGUGCGUGUCCAUCACUGUGGAUGCGCGCCGGCACGGCCCUCAGUACCCGCACGACGGACGGGACGACCGGGAACGAUGGCCAAUCCGUUUCUUCAACCGCACAUGUCAGUGUAACGGAAACUUCAGUGGUUAUAACUGCGGCCGCUGUAGACACGGAUGGACCGGGGCCAACUGUGACCAGAGUGUUUCUGUUGUAAGAAGAAACGUGAUGCGGCUCAGCUCGGAUGAGAAGCGUGCCUUUGUGAAUGCGCUGGACCAGGCCAAGCGAACGGUGCACCCUGACCUGGUGAUAGCCACCCGCCGCCAUGCGGAGGUCUUCGGGCCCGAUGGGAACACCAUGCAGUUCGAAAACAUCACCAUCUACAAUUACUUCGUGUGGACUCAUUAUUACUCUGUCAGCAAGACUUUCCUGGGUGCGGGACAGGCCAGUUUUGGAGGAGUGGACUUCUCACAUGAGGGGCCCGGUUUCGUCACUUGGCACAGAUACCACCUGCUGCAGCUGGAGCGAGACAUGCAGGACAUGCUCCAAGACCCCUCCUUCGCCCUGCCCUACUGGAACUUUGCCAUUGGUGGAAGCACAUGUGACAUCUGUACAGAUGACCUGAUGGGAGCCAGGAGCAACUUUGACAUGAAUUCCCUGAGCCCCAACUCUAUCUUUGCCCAGUGGAGAGUUGUCUGUGAGAGUGUAGAAGACUAUGACACCCUGGGAACCAUCUGCAACAACACUGAAACCGCUCCCAUCAGAAGGAACCCAGCAGGAAAUGUCAACAGGCCAAUGGUCCAACGUCUCCCUGAGCCUCAGGAUGUGGCAGACUGUCUGCAGGUUAACACUUUCGACACACCACCCUACUACUCCACCUCUUCUGAAAGCUUCAGAAACACAAUUGAAGGUUAUAGCGCCCCCCAGGGGAACUAUGACCCUGUGGUGAGGAGCCUCCACAACCUGGCCCAUCUGUUCUUGAACGGGACUGGAGGACAGACCCACCUCUCACCUAACGACCCCAUCUUCGUCCUCCUCCACACCUAUACUGAUGCCAUUUUUGAUGAAUGGUUGAGGAGACACAGUCCAGGUUCAGCUGUGUACCCAGACGAAAAUGCCCCUAUUGGUCAUAACAGAGGCUACAACAUGGUACCUUUCUGGCCCCCGGUCAAUAACGCCGAGAUGUUUGUGGUUGCCCCUGAAAAUCUUGGUUAUUCUUAUGAAGCUGAAUGGCCAGGUCAAGCUUUCACUCUGACUGAAAUCAUCACCAUGGCAAUAGUGGCUGCCCUAGUGAUCGUUGCAGUCAUUUUCGCUGCCACCACAUGUGCCGUGCGGGCCAGGUCGUACAAGAUGGAGGGCCACCAGCCUCUGCUUGGAGAUCAGUACCAGCGCUAUGACGAUGAGAAAAGCCAAUCUGUAGUCUAA
Scomber japonicus (chub mackerel) is the source of this 1566-nucleotide messenger RNA. RefSeq names its product 5,6-dihydroxyindole-2-carboxylic acid oxidase-like. Bases 1 to 1566 code for a protein of 521 amino acids. Lineage: Eukaryota; Metazoa; Chordata; Actinopteri; Scombriformes; Scombridae. The record is from RefSeq and is a predicted model, not a curated record. Gene Ontology annotation, cellular component: melanosome. Gene Ontology annotation, molecular function: oxidoreductase activity. Gene Ontology annotation, biological process: melanosome organization; melanocyte differentiation. The transcript is spliced from 7 exons.